Messenger RNA from Hippocampus comes (tiger tail seahorse), 3755 nucleotides. RefSeq names its product CSC1-like protein 2. NCBI's taxonomy places the organism in Eukaryota, Metazoa, Chordata, Actinopteri, Syngnathiformes, Syngnathidae. The record is from RefSeq and is a predicted model, not a curated record. The transcript is spliced from 22 exons. The coding region runs from base 21 to 2507 and encodes 828 amino acids. Gene Ontology annotation, molecular function: nucleic acid binding; calcium-activated cation channel activity. Gene Ontology annotation, cellular component: plasma membrane.
AGCGGGAUGCGGCGCUGAGCAUGCUGCCGCUGCUGAUCAUCGCCAUGGCGACCCCGGGCGGCGGCCGGGCCUGCGGCGCCGCCCGGGGCAACUGCUCCGGCGACGGCGGCUCCAAGGAGUACUGCUACUCGGCGCGCAUCCGCAGCACCGUGCUGCAAGGUCUGCCCUUCGGCGGCGUGCCCACCGUGCUGGCGCUCGACUUCAUGUGCUUCCUGGUCUUGCUCUUCGUCUUUUCCAUCUUACGAAAGGUGGCGUGGGACUACGGACGCCUGGCGCUGGUCACCGACGCCGACAGCGUGGCGUCGGCGGCGAUGCACUCGGACACUCCCGACCGCUACGAGCGCCUCACGUCCGUCUCCAGCUCCGUGGACCUGGAACAGCGCGACAACGGCUUCUGCUCGUGGCUGACGGCCAUCUUCCGAAUCAAGGACGAGGAGAUCCGGGAGAAGUGCGGCGAGGACGCGGUGCACUACCUGUCCUUCCAGCGUCACAUCAUCGGCCUCCUGGUGGUGGUGGGCGUGCUCUCCGUCGGCAUCGUGCUGCCCGUCAACUUCUCGGGCGACCUGCUGGAAAACAACGCCUACAGCUUCGGCCGCACGACGAUCGCCAACCUGAAGUCCGGGACCAACUUGUUGUGGCUGCACACGACGUUCGCCUUCAUGUACCUGUUGCUCACCGUCUACAGCAUGAGACGACACACGUCCAAGAUGCAUUACAAGGAGGACGACCUGGUGAAGCGCACUUUAUUCAUCAACGGCAUCUCCAAGUACGCCGAAGAGAGUCAGAUCAAGCAACACUUUGAGCAGGCGUACGAGAACUGCGCGGUUCUGGAAGCUCGGAUCUGCUACAACGUGGCCAAGCUGAUGUCUCUGAACGCCGAGAGGAAGAAGACGGAACGCAGUAAGAAGUUCUUCACCGACCUGAUGGCCAAGGAGCACGUCCCCACCAUGAUCAACCCCAAGCCCUGCGGACAUCUCUGCUGCUGCGCCAUCGCCGGCUGCGAGGAGGAGGAGGCGGUCAGCUUCUACACCAAGAGGGAGGCAAAACUGAAGGCGGAGUACCGCAGGGAGAAGGAAAAGGUCCACACCAAACCUCUGGGCAUGGCCUUUGUCACCUUCCAGAACGAGGCCACGACCGCCAUAAUCCUGAAGGACUUCAACGCGUGUCAGGUGCAAGGUUGCCGCUGCCGGCAGGAGCCGCGCUCCUCGCAAUUCGGCGACGCGCUCCACGUGCACGACUGGAACGUCUCGUACGCGCCCGACCCCCAGAACGUGCGCUGGGAGCACCUGUCGCUGGGCGGCGUCUCCUGGUGGAUCCGCUGCCUGAUCAUCAACUGCAUCCUGUUCCUGCUGCUCUUCUUCCUCACCACGCCCGCCAUCAUCAUCUCCACCAUGGACAAGUUCAACGUCACCAAGCCGGUGGAGUACCUCAACAACCCCAUCGUGACCCAGUUCUUCCCCACGCUCCUCCUGUGGGCCUUCUCCGCCCUGCUGCCGACCAUCGUCUACUACUCGGCCUUCUUCGAGGCGCACUGGACCAGGUCCGGAGAGAACCGCACGACGAUGCACAAGUGCUACACCUUCCUGAUCUUUAUGGUUCUUCUGCUGCCCUCCCUCGGCCUGAGCAGCUUGGAUGUUUUCUUCCGUUGGCUCUUUGACAAAAAAUUCUUGGCCGACGGCACCGUCCGCUUCGAGUGCGUGUUCCUGCCCGACAACGGCGCCUUCUUCGUCAACUACGUCAUCGCUUCGGCCUUCAUCGGGAACGCCAUGGACUUGCUUCGGAUCCCGGGCCUCCUCAUGUACAUGAUUCGACUCUGCUUGGCGCCGUCCGCCGCCGACAGACGCAACGUCAAGAGGCAUCAAGCGUACGAGUUCCAGUUCGGGGCGGCGUACGCGUGGAUCAUGAACGUCUUCACCGUGGUCAUGGCCUACAGCAUCACCUGCCCCAUCAUCGUGCCCUUCGGUCUGAUGUACAUGCUGCUGAAGCACCUGGUGGACCGCUACAACAUGUACUACGCGUACCUGCCGUCCAAGCUGGACAAGAAGAUCCAUUCUGGCGCCGUGACUCAGGUGGUGGCGGCGCCCAUCCUUUGCCUCUUCUGGCUGCUCUUCUUCUCCACCAUGCGGACAGGUUUCGAGACGCCCACCUCGGUCUUCACGUUGGUGGUCCUGGUGGUGACCAUCGUGGUGUGCCUGUCCCACGUCUGUUUCGGCCACUUCAAGUACCUCAGCGCUCACAACUACAAGAUCGACACCAAGGACUCGGACGCGGAAGUGGUGGAGAACGGACGCCCGGCCCGCAGCUCCGCCUCCCCGCCGUCCAAAUCGCAGCAGAUGUACAUCGCCCAGGUGCUCCAGGACCCCAACUCGGACGAGCCGGGCGGCGGGGGCGAGGAGGACCGGGCGUCGUCUCAGGACGACGACAUGCUCAACGGCGGCAACAACAUCAAUGAGGCGGAUUUCCACUCGGGGGAGGACAGUCUGAUCGCAAACGAGGUCCGCCAGUAACUGGGGGAGGAGCUCCACGGAGGGGGCGGAGACCGUCCACCGUCCUCGCCACCACGCGAUGCUAGGGAGCGAGCUAACUGGCUAACUAGCUCGCUCCCUAGCUAGCCGGCUAGCGCCACCGCGAGGCUCCUCCCCUUCCGAGCCUGAAGACUUGACCCCGAACGUUGUCGUGGGCGCCCAAGAGCCAUCGUCCAACGGGAAGCACGUCUCUUCGCCAUCCGCCGUCGCUCUCAUCCGUGGCUUUUUUCCAAGCGGUCCCUCGAGCGCUCGUCCGGACGACGGCGACCGGACUCUCCGACGCCGUCCGACUUCCCCGGUGAUCUUUUCACGCAUCGCCGUUGGCCGCGCCGGGACUCCGGGUCGUGACUCGCAACAACUGCGACCCGCGUCUCGAGCGCGACCGGAUAACGGUAAGCUCUGAAAAUGUGUGUGGGUCGCACAUGGAUCGAAACGCAUCACGAUCGGACGCUUUCGCCGACUUUGAAACAAAUUGGCAGAGUUCCUGACGGCAAACGGACAGCGCUGAGAAAGACUGACCGGUCGUGACUCACGAUUCGCUUGUUUUGAGUCAUCUGCCCUGAAAGGAAUAGGUGGGCGGGGGGCAUAAUUAUGUCGACUCGGCGGGACGGGUCGCAACCAGAGCGACGAAAAUGUGUCUGGGUCGCACAUUGAACUUCUGAGUUUGAAUGCGUCACGACCGAACUCUUCCAAUGUCUUUGUUGUUGUUGUUGUUUCCAUGUAUAAUAGCGGGCGCUGCAAGCUAACGUGAGCGCGCAGCGUGCCACGAAGUGAUGAGAUUUUGUUUUUUUGGAACACCUCUUCAUCUGCCAGCUUCUGUUUUGCGCGCAUCGGAGGCCUCGCCCGUUAGCCUCGCCUCAGCGCCGAGAAUAGGUUCGCGCAUGGCACGCCCGGCGUUGUUUCGCUCCCUUCGUCGUACGUUGACGCGACACCUUUCAUCAGCUCGCUACUUAAGGCGCAAAAAGUGUUUUCGAAGAAUGGCCCGGCCAAGCGACUUGCUAGCGCUAGCCUAAAGCCGGCUCGUCCGCAAAGCUUCCGGAGACAUCUUGAAGUCUGGAGCCGAAUAUAACUCAGAAUUUCGGGGGGGGGUUUAAAUCAGGCAUUUGGGGCUAUGCUAAGCUAGGCUAAUUCCGCUUUCUUUUGGACGGCUGUUCACUGGCGCCGAUAUUCAUUUAUUUUUACUUAUGUUUGUCUUUCGUUUUGGAGCAAAGACGGAACUGUCUUGAAUUG